This is a messenger RNA of Hippocampus comes (tiger tail seahorse), 1483 nucleotides long. It is a transcript of the gene cpb1, whose product is annotated as carboxypeptidase B1 (tissue). The record is from RefSeq and is a predicted model, not a curated record. Lineage: Eukaryota; Metazoa; Chordata; Actinopteri; Syngnathiformes; Syngnathidae. The coding region runs from base 25 to 1275 and encodes 416 amino acids. Gene Ontology annotation, biological process: proteolysis. Gene Ontology annotation, molecular function: metallocarboxypeptidase activity; zinc ion binding. The transcript is spliced from 11 exons.
GCCACGUCAGCCUCACUCGCCAUCAUGAGGAUCCUCCUGCUUUUCGGACUGGUCGCCGUCGCAUUGGCCGACGUCACUCGCUUCGACGGCGAACAAGUGUUGCGUCUAAAACCGAUUUUUGACGAACAUGUCACCCUCAUUAAGGACCUGGCGCAAAGCAUUGAGAUCGACUUCUGGAGCCCCGAGAGCGCCGAGCUGGUGACCAUCGACAUCGACGUGGACAUCCGUGUCCCCGCCUUGUACCAAGACAUGGUGCACACCAUGCUGCUGCAGAGCAACAUACAACAUGAGGUCCUGAUCGACGACCUGCAGGCUGCCGUUGAGGACCAGGCUGACAACAAGGCUUCGCCCAGAACCCACAGCUACACCAAGUACAACAGCUGGGACAAGGUCCAGUCAUGGAUUGCAUCCAUUUCCUCUUCCAACCCGAGUCUGAUCAGCAGACAGGUGAUUGGGAAAACAUACGAGGGACGCUCCAUGACUCUCCUUAAGCUCGGCAAGAAGUCCAGCUCCGCCAAGCCUGCCAUCUUCAUGGACUGCGGCAUCCACGCCAGAGAGUGGAUCUCCCCCGCUUUCUGCCAAUGGUUUGUCAAGGAGGCUCUGUCCACCUACGGCAAAGAUUCUCAGAUGACCAGUCUGCUCGACCAGAUGGACGUCUACGUCCUUCCAGUCUUCAACAUUGACGGCUAUGACUACACCCACAAGAGCAAUAGGAUGUGGAGAAAAACUCGCUCCAGGAGGUCUGGGUCCAGCUGCGUCGGAGCUGAUCCCAACAGAAACUGGAACGCUGGCUGGUGCACCAUCGGAGCCUCCAGCAGCCCUUGCAGCGACACCUUCUGCGGCUACAAACCCGAGUCUGAGAUCGAGGUCAAGAACGUGGCCGACUUCAUCCGCAGGAACAAGUCAGCCAUCAAGGCCUACAUCACCAUCCACUCGUAUUCGCAGCUGCUGCUCUUCCCUUACUCGUACACCUACGACCUGGCAGCGCACCACAGCGAGCUGCUGAAGAUCGCUCAGGGAGCUUCUGCUGCCCUUCGUCGUCUGUACGGAACCCGCUACACCAGUGGACCCGGUGCAGCAACCAUCUACCCCGCCGCCGGAGGCUCCGAUGAUUGGGCCUACGACCUGGGUGUAAAAUACUCCUUCACCUUCGAGUUGCGUGACACCGGUCGUUACGGCUUCCUGCUGCCCGAGUCUCAGAUCAAGCCCACGUGCGAAGAGACCAUGCUGGCCGUCAAGUACAUCGCUGCCUACGUGCAGAAGAACCUCUAUUAAAAAGAGAGCGGGAACAGAGAAGCCCAGGACCCCUGCCAACUGGUUCUCCAGCUUCCCCCAACCCCGGCCCCUGGCAACCUCGUCGCCAUCUCCAGCCCCGUAUCCAUGGAAACGGUCACCACCCGCCAUGUUUCCUUGCUGUGCUUGACAGAAUGUCAAGAUGAGUGCGAACAAUAAAAUCAAUGAUCCAUCCCCGCGUGUAUGAUAA